Messenger RNA from Chaetomium fimeti, 747 nucleotides. RefSeq lists its product as uncharacterized. The coding region runs from base 271 to 708 and encodes 145 amino acids. The record is from RefSeq and is a predicted model, not a curated record. NCBI's taxonomy places the organism in Eukaryota, Fungi, Ascomycota, Sordariomycetes, Sordariales, Chaetomiaceae. The transcript has a single exon.
GGGAAAGGCUGGCUUUAGCAACCGCGGGUGUUGUGGGUUGGAACUUUUGGGGGGGGACGUAGCAGUCGCUUGACGUGGAGUUAUUGUUUUCGUUCUUUUCCGGAGUUUAGGAUCGGUUGAAGAAGGGCGCUUGGACGCCGCGUCGUGGCUGGUCACGCAGGCUGGGUGGAUGGAUGGAUGGAUGUCAUCCGUAGAGGGGUCUGAAUGCAUUUUAUCUGACACUGAUCCGUGGUUGGUUACCUAUCUGGGUGAAGGGUGUGGUGACACAAGAUGCACGGCACAUCGGGACCGCGGCUGUGGUGUGGACAGAACCCUGUUUUUGCGCUGCUUCUCCCUCCUCGUUUCCGUUGGGGUUGGGUUGCUUUGCACCUUGCAGCUGCCUGCAGCUUGCAGAUGCUGCAGCUUCCAUCCUCUUCCAUGUGCUGGUGGUGCACGAAUUGUGUUUCGAUGGCACGGGAGGCGCUUGGCGGCGGGUUUCUGUGCUCCCGUUUGAGCUGUGCUCAUGCUCCCCGAGCUUGUGAACCUUGUGGGUGCCCUUGUUCUGAAGCUUGUGCUUUUCAGAUGGAGAUCAUCGAUUUCGGCUCCGCCUGGGCCUGGCGGUUCGCUUGGCGACCCCCCCGAGACGAGAAUCCGUCGGUUUGUUGGGCAUUUCGCUGCUGCAUGCUGCCGAGACGCGAUCAGCAAGGGCGGGACGAACGGUUUUGCUGAGGUGGCAUGCAGAAAGCGGUCAUGUGAGCUUUGGAAUAC